CACACACGAUUGAGCUAAUUACCCCUUAUUCCAUCAGGAUCGACGAAAGCAACACCAAAGGCCUAAGGCAAUUAUUGUAUUCGAGCGCGUCUUAACUCCGGACUCUUGUGUCUACUCUCCCUAAACUCUCUCCUUGGUUGCUAUCUUAUCUGAAGUGUAGUAUGUCGCGUCGCCCUGGUGGAAAUGCAGCAUUGGGGAAGAUCGGCGCUAAGUGGGACGAUGAAGUCGUGUCAGAUGUGUGCGCGUGGAUCACUAAGAUGACUGGUGACUCACUUGCUCAUGGGGAUCAAGACGAAUUUGCAAAGUCCCUUAAAACCGGUACCACACUAUGCAAGCUGGCGAACGCAAUACAACCAGGUGUCAUAAAGAAACCACAUCUGAAUCCAGGAAAGAUGGGCUUCAAGAUGAUGGAAAACAUAGGGUGGUUUGUUAACUUCAUCAAGUCCUACGGCGUCCAGGAGGAGUACAUCUUUGUGACGGUUGAUCUGUACGAGAAGAGGAAUGUAUGGGGGGUUGUACUGGCGCUUCGUGCCUUAAAAGAUAAGGUCGCCGAGAAGUCAGGAUAGGGACUGCCAUAUCCGCCAUAACAAAAUAAACACAAACUCUGUUUUUCUAAGCCAAAACAAAAUACUUAUAAUUCUACUUUCACUCCAUUAAGACACAAAUGUAGAAAAUAAAGGUCGAUGUGAAUAAAUAUUAAUAAAAAA
Molecule: messenger RNA, 707 nt
Organism: Nematostella vectensis (starlet sea anemone)
Lineage: Eukaryota; Metazoa; Cnidaria; Anthozoa; Actiniaria; Edwardsiidae
Product: myophilin
Exons: 6
Coding region: 162-566 (134 amino acids)
Molecular function (GO): protein binding
Source: RefSeq, a predicted model, not a curated record